Aspergillus ruber CBS 135680 is the source of this 1456-nucleotide messenger RNA. RefSeq lists its product as uncharacterized. The coding region runs from base 1 to 1443 and encodes 480 amino acids. The transcript has 5 exons. The record is from RefSeq and is a predicted model, not a curated record. Lineage: Eukaryota; Fungi; Ascomycota; Eurotiomycetes; Eurotiales; Aspergillaceae.
AUGGAUUCAUCUUCGCCCUAUGCCUUCCCACUACACCCAAAGGAGUAUGCACCCGAGCCGGUGCCAAGUAUACAGGAAUGGAGACAGCUAUGGGCAGCGUGGGAAUUGGUGACGUUGAAAAUGAUCCCGAACGAGGCGUUGCAAGAGAAGCCGAUUCCGUUACGGAAUGAGUUAAUUUUUUAUCUUGGGCAUAUACCUACGUUCGAGGACAUCCAUCUCUCCCGCGCGACAAACAAACCCCCCAUCGAACCGCUCUACUACCAAACAAUCUUCGAACGCGGAAUAGACCCCGACGUCGACAAUCCAAACGAGUGCCACAGUCAUAGCGAAGUCCCGGACUCAUGGCCCACGCUCGCUGAAAUCCUAUCUUUCCGGGGGAAGGUCUGUGCGAGGAUAGAGGCGCUCUAUCAAACCGAUAAACCCUGGUCUGAUAGGGCCAUUGGGCGCGCGCUGUGGAUAGGGUUCGAGCAUGAAGGCCUGCAUCUGGAGACGUUUUUAUGGAUGAGUAUUCUUAGUCCGAAUAUACAGCCGCCGCCGGGGGUAGAAAGGCCAGAUUUUGAGGGAAUGGCAGAAAAGGCUGCUGGCCAGCGUGUUGAGAAUCAGUGGUUUCCUGUCAGGGCAAGAACAUUCCCAAUCGGAAUCGACGACGCGGAAGAUGACUCGGGGAGUGGGUAUUUCGCGUGGGAUAAUGAGCGCGGGCCGUAUGACGCUGUGGUCCAUGGGUUUGAGGCGCAGGCAAGGCCUGUUUGCGUUGGGGAAUAUGCCGAAUAUCUUGUGAAGACGGGGAAGAUGGAUUGUAUUCCAGUCUCGUGGACUCGUACCGAAAGCACGGCCAAUGGUCAUGGCUCCUCGGAUGCGGUUGAGAACUUCAUAGAAAGCUUCACCAUAAAAACCGUCUUCGGACCCGUCCCGCUAAAACUCGCUGUCGACUGGCCCGUCUACAUCUCAUACGACGACGCAACAGCAUACGCCGACUGGGCCGGCGCUCGACUCCCUACUCUCCACGAAGCACGCAGCAUCCACCGUCAAGUCGAGGAGGAGAAAGCCAAGGCAAACAACGACCUACCGCGAGACCACCUCCCCUCCUCCUCCCGUGAGGACAUCUACAUCGACAUGACGGGCUACAACACAGGCUUCAACCAUUUCCAUCCCACGCCCGUGACGCACAAGGGCAAUCAACUGUGCGGACAAAGUGAUAUGGGUGGUGCGUAUGAGUGGACGAGUUCGAAUUUUGCGCCGCAGCCUGGCUUUAAACCUAUGGAUAUUUACCCAGGGUAUAGUGGUGAGUCUAGUUCCGAUUUUAUGGAUGAGAAGCAUAUUGUUGUCGUUGGGGGGACAUGGGCUUUGCAUCCGAGGAUCUCUGGGAAGAGGACAUUCCUCAAUUGGUGGCAGAAGAACUACCCUUACCCGUGGGUGACUCCGCGUCUGGUCCGGGAUGUUUGAGGUUCAACAUGAA